AUGACUACAGUUGAAAAGAUCAAAGCCAUUGAAGAUGAGAUGGCCAAAACUCAAAAGAACAAGGCAACGUCCUUCCAUUUGGGCCAGCUCAAGGCCAAGUUGGCCAAGUUGAGAAGAGAACUCCUCACAGAUGGCGGCUCUGGUGGCGGUGGUGGCGGAGUUGGUUUUGACGUGGCAAGAACAGGCGUGGCAACCAUUGGCUUUGUUGGUUUUCCCUCGGUUGGGAAGUCGACCUUGUUGUCGAAAUUGACAGGAACACAUUCCGAAGCAGCAGCCUACGAGUUUACGACCUUGACCACUGUUCCAGGCACUAUCAAAUACAAGGGCGCCAAGAUCCAGAUGUUGGACUUGCCAGGUAUCAUAGAAGGCGCCAAAGAUGGUAAAGGCAGGGGUAAACAGGUUAUUGCUGUGGCCCGGUCAGUUAAUCUAUUGUUCUUGGUGCUCGAUGUCAACAAGCCCUUGCAGCACAAGAGAAUCAUUGAGCACGAACUAGAAGGGAUGGGGAUCAGGAUAAACAAGGAGCCUCCCAACAUUGUGCUUACAAAGAAGGAAAGAGGCGGGAUCAACAUUACAAACACAGUUCCGUUGACCCAUCUAGAUAACGACGAAAUUCGAGCCGUGAUGUCGGAAUAUAAGAUCAACAGUGCCAAUAUCGCCUUCAGGUGCGAUGCCACCGUCGACGACUUGAUUGACGCCAUCGAAUACAAGGCCAGGAAGUACAUUCCUGCAAUAUACGUGCUAAACAAGAUCGAUUCAUUCUCGAUCGAAGAGUUGAACUUGUUGACCAAGAUCCCCGACGCCGUGCCCAUAUCUUCAGGCAACGGGUGGAACUUGGACGACUUGUUGGAGGUCAUGUGGUCCAAGCUCAGACUAGUCAGAGUAUACACCAAACCAAAGGGCAAGUUGCCCGAUUUCAAUGAGCCUGUGGUGUUGCGAAGUGAUAGGUGCACAGUGGAGGAUUUCUGCAAUUCGAUCCACAAAUCGUUGGUGGAAGACUUUAGAAACGCGUUGGUCUACGGCACUUCGGUGAAACAUCAGCCCCAAAUUGUUGGAUUGAGCCAUGAAUUGGAAGACGAAGAUGUCAUUACCAUCUUGAAGAAGUAA
Molecule: messenger RNA, 1104 nt
Organism: Lodderomyces beijingensis
Lineage: Eukaryota; Fungi; Ascomycota; Pichiomycetes; Serinales; Debaryomycetaceae
Source: the annotation of a GenBank genome assembly